AUGGAUUACCUACGUACUCUUGGAUCUGCUGCCGUCUCUACCUUGGUUCAAAAGUCAGGGCUCAACUUGCCCUUCUCCUUGGGCCCGAAAGUGUCGUCUUUGGAUGGUAUUUGCACCUUGUACGAGGGUACUAAGCGGGAUGAUAGUAGUCCUGUAUCCGUCUUUGAAUACGACUUUUCCCAGAAGAGAAAUCUGGAGCCUCUUGCCAAGAACGCGUUGAGGAAGCUAAGGACCACUCGCCAUCCCGAUGUACUCAAGUUUCUCGAUGCUGUAGAAUCAGAUUCGACAACGUACAUCGUGACCGAACGCGUCCGGCCACUACAAAUUGUGUUGCAAUCUUGGUCGACUAAGGGACUGCAAGAGAAGGAGGAUUGGCUGCUGUGGGGUCUUCACCGAAUCUCCGUCGCCUUGGCGUUUCUCAAUGACUCGUGCUCUUCUACACAUGGUAAUGUGAGGAUAUCUUCCAUCUUUAUCUCUCCCUCGGGAGAGUGGAAGCUGGGCGGCCUAGAAGUCUUGAGCAAUCCGAAUGACGAUGCCGCUGUGCUAUACACAAUGGGUGGAUUGCUACCAGAUGCCAUGGUAUGGGCACCGCCAGAAGUCAAGAAGAGUGGAUGGUCAGCGUUGAAGCAAGGGGAUUCAGCUGCCGCAGACGCAUAUGCCCUUGGUUUGCUCGUCAACGCCGUCUUUAACCCGGCGCAUCAUCCUCCUGCCACAUCGAACCCGCCCCAUCCUCCUCCGACUGCUGCAUCUCGAGGUGCUAUUCCAACAGCUGUAUUUCCUGUCGUAAAAAACCUAUUGAAUCCAAAUAGUAAAAUGCGAUGGACACCGAAACGAUUUCUUGAUGUUGGCAUGGCGGAUUCAGGCUUCUUUGCAACCAAUCGACUUGUCAAAGUUUGCGGAGAACUUGACAAUUUUGCUUUAGGUAGUGAGUCUGAGAAGGCGACUCUUCUAAGAAACCUGAAUGAAUCAUCGUCCUCAUUCCCUCCCGAAUUCGCCACGCAUCGAAUACUACCUUCUCUAGUUUCAGCCCUGGAAUUUGGUGGGGCAUCCGCCGCCACCAUUCUGCCCCUUGUGCUGAAGUUCAGCAAGAACGUGUCUCCGGAUGACUAUCCAACACUAGUGCUCGCACCUCUGGUCAAGUUGUUUACCAGUCCCGACCGUGGGACAAGGAUGGCAUUAUUGGAUCAUCUUCCAGAAUAUGUCGAGAAGCUAGACAAAAAGACAGUCGAUAGUAAAAUUUUCCCCCAUUUGCAAACUGGGUUUUCUGAUACAGUUGCCGUUAUCCGAGAAGCGACAGUCAAGUCUGUCAUCCUUCUUGCUCCCAAACUUAGUGACCGCGUGUUGAAUAAUGAUCUUCUACGACAUCUUGCCCGAAUGCAAACCGAUACGGAACCUUCGAUACGGACAAACACUUGCAUCCUCAUUGGACGUCUUGGUCCAACUUUAGGGUACAAUACGAAGCGAAAGGUUCUGGUUCCUGCUUUCACACGCGCUCUCAAGGAUUCCUUUGUACAUGCAAGAGUUGCUGGGCUGAUGGCCUUUAUGGCAACGAUAGACUGUUUUGACGUAGAGGAUUUGGCCACUGAAGUCAUCCCGAAUAUGUCUCCUGCAAUGCUGGAUAAAGAAAAACUGGUACGGGAUCAAGCUUUCAAGGCGAUGGAGAUUUUCGUCAAAAAGUUAGAGACUUAUGCAGCAACAAUGCCCGAAACUGUUUUAGUUGAACCUGGAGAUAGAAGUACUACCACUUCUGUACCCUCUGAGACGACCUUGGUGAACUCAGCGGCUGGUGCUGCCGGUGCGUUGGCUGGAUGGGCCGUGUCAUCGCUAGGCAAAAGACUUGCCGCUACAGACAUGCAAAGUACAAUCGGAGGCACAGGAAUCGAUCGACCGGUCUCUCUGCCGCCUACUGAAGACAAUCAUAUAGGCAAUCUUCGUCCCGGGCUUUUCGUCACCUCAUCGUCUGCUGUCAAUUCCACCAAGUCAUCUCCCGUUGUUCCCACCUCAAAUCGGCCCAUCAACUCGACUUUAUCAAAAGGCAAGGGACUUCAACUCGGCGCCACCAAGUCUUCCAGUGCAGCCGCUGCAGCACUUGUGGAUCACCUUGCCGAAGAAGCUGAAGCCGAAAAUGGACACCUGGAAUCCAAUCCUUGGGGUAGCGAUGAUUUAAUCGACGUGAAUGCAGACGAUGGUGACUGGAGCGCCUUUGAAACUGCUUCAACACCUGAAGUCGUGCAGCCUAAACCCGUUCGAGCUUCAGCUCCUGGCCUCGGACUCGGUCCUCCCAAGAUACUAAGCCCCAAACGUCCCGUUCUCGGUCGCCAGCAGUUAAACAGACAAAUAACUGUAUCGCCAGUCCACCGUUCAAGCACGCCAGCGUCAUCGUCAGGAAUAGACGACUGGAAUAGAAGUCCUCCCGCGACUGCCUCCCUGACUAAGGAGGAACGAGCAGCAGAAAUGGCCCGAAGGAAAGAGGAAAGGAAGCAGCGGAUUGCUAUGCUGAAAGAACAGAAAAAG
This is a messenger RNA of Desarmillaria tabescens, 2514 nucleotides long. RefSeq names its product armadillo-type protein. The record is from RefSeq and is a predicted model, not a curated record. Lineage: Eukaryota; Fungi; Basidiomycota; Agaricomycetes; Agaricales; Physalacriaceae. The annotation marks the transcript as partial. Gene Ontology annotation, molecular function: protein kinase activity; ATP binding. Gene Ontology annotation, cellular component: cytoplasm. Gene Ontology annotation, biological process: protein phosphorylation; tRNA export from nucleus. The transcript is spliced from 14 exons.